AUGCCAUACUCUCAAAAAGGCAAAUGCCUAUCACCGAAAGUGGUGCACCUGAAGGAAGUGGGCCCGAAGGAACCAACCGUGUUGAAUAUUUUCACAAUGUACACCGCGAAUCCUUUGGCCAAAUUGUCAGCAACGAUCAUCAGCGAAGAAGAGUUGCAAGGAUUGGCAGUCGACGAUUUAACGAAGAAUUUGUGGGACGGCCUGGAUAAUUUCCAAAUGGAUACCGGCAACGAGAUCGGUUCCAUCCAUCGUCUGGGUUAUAUUUUCGAGAAGCUCAAAACGGGAGCAGGGCUUGCAGCGAUUUUCGAUUCCGCCAAGAUCUUCUGCGGAGCCGGCGAUUUUGCUACUCUUCUGGUGAAGCUUCAAGGCUGCUCAACUGAUGAUGACAUGCAGGUUUUCGUCGUCCGCUUGGCAGAUGGUCGGCUCCUCGUCAACCUGGAAGACAAAUUUGACUACACAAUGACCGGCUCCGAGGAAAAUAAGAAGAAGUGGAGCGAGCGGCACUGCGCCGGCCGCAACUUUGAGAAGUACACGUCGAUAGAAUGGCAUGCCGGAAGAAAAGCGCAACCUUCGAAAGCAAGCGCAAAGUGCGAAACUUCGGAGCAAGAGUGUGAAAGCGCGGCCAUGAAAUAUCUCUAUUACGUUGACGUGGUGCAUGCGAAGCCGGGUGGGACACCGAUUCUACUCUCCAGUCAGGUCGACCACAUUGGGCGCGACGGACACAGCCCAAUUGAAGUGAAGUCGACCGGCGAUUCCAAGUUGGAAGGCAAAAAGCUUCUCAGAUGGCCAAUCCGCUACGGGGCGACGGGGGCGCAGCUUUGCGUGGGAUAUCACGAUGGGACAGGCAUCCUGGAAAAGGUCGAGCUCAUCGACCCAAUGGAGAAGAUCCCACGAGAGGUUCCACCACCACCAAAAGAAAAAGAUAAAAAGGAGUUCGAAGAGGUGACCAGCAAGAAAACGAUGAGCCUGGUAAAGAAUAAAACGAAAAUUGCAGAAAACUUCCGCGGAGCGCGCGAGAAGGGUGACGAAUUCUUCCAAAAGCUUCUUCGCAAAACUUCUUCUGCUGAGCCGUUCUGGCAGAUCACCAUCAAGAAUUCUAGCACGCCACUCACGGAAAAGCGUCUAGCGAGCAUCUCGGACGUUGCACGCGGCAUCCUUCCCAAAGACGAACACGCGGAUGGGAGGGAAAGGCUUAAGCAUCUGUUCAAUGAGGUUCUUCAACACAACAACGCUCCCGCGGCCCCGAAAGGCGCGCCCUCAAUGUCGAAAACUAUGACGCCGAUCACUUCGUCCAUUCAA
Mesorhabditis spiculigera is the source of this 1299-nucleotide messenger RNA. NCBI's taxonomy places the organism in Eukaryota, Metazoa, Nematoda, Chromadorea, Rhabditida, Rhabditidae. The record is from the annotation of a GenBank genome assembly.